Papaver somniferum (opium poppy) is the source of this 1434-nucleotide messenger RNA. RefSeq lists its product as uncharacterized. The record is from RefSeq and is a predicted model, not a curated record. Bases 833 to 1222 code for a protein of 129 amino acids. The transcript is spliced from 6 exons. Gene Ontology annotation, molecular function: protochlorophyllide reductase activity. Lineage: Eukaryota; Viridiplantae; Streptophyta; Magnoliopsida; Ranunculales; Papaveraceae.
UCAAUCAUUUCACUUUCUUCCAAAUCUGUGUUUGAAAGACAGAAACCACAAGAAUCCCGUUCCUAAUUUGAGAAUCAUUAGGAUCCUAAAUUUCACUUAUCCCUGGAGCGUAAAAACAGACAGAAAAAUCUAGUGGUUCUUUGUUUAGCUUAUAAUAUUUAGUCCCACAUCUUAUAGAUUACUCAUCUGGCUUUGGUAUCUGUACAGCAAGAUCUGCAGAAUUAGCACCGAGUUAAGCGUACAGGAUCUGUAGUUUAACCUCGCAGUUCGCUCCUUGCGGGCAUUCCGAGCGACCAAUGCCAGCAGUUGGCGGCUGAUCUAGCAGGCGAUUUUUUUUUUCUGCUUUCCAUUGCCUUCCCGAAGCUUAGUUUUAUUGAUUACCGCAGGGUGGACGGGAACUUCAAGCUCAAGUGAUUUUAUUUUUCCCUUGUUGUGGCGAAAAGUGAAGCUGGUCUGUGAUCAGUAAAACAGGCUGGAGAAGCGCAGAAAAAGCAAUAUAAAGAGAGAUGAAUGGAUAGAGGAAUCUGUUGAAAGGAAAGGGCAUUGAGAUUGCAAAAGAAGCAUUUGAUCGAACAAUUUUAGUUGGGAAAUUUCUUUGCUUUCUUCCUGUAACUAACACCUAUAUCUGCAGUCCUACUCUUGUGUAUGGUCCUAGUAUGCUCACUACCUUAAGUCUAACUGGUGAUUUGGUUUUGGGGGAAAAGAUAUCGAAAGGUGAAUAAUGGAGAUAUAGUUAUUGUACGCUCACCUGAGAAUCCUAAAAAGAGUCCUACUAAGCAUAUUUUGGGCAUGGAAGGAGACAAUUUAGCUUACUUGGCCGACCCCUGUUAUUAUGGUUUGGUCUGGCUUUGGAUUGAUGGGACAAGAAGUCUACUGUAAAGGUAACACAAACACAUUGGCUGGUAAUGUACCUCCAAAGGCCAACUUUUCGUGGACUUGCAGGAGGCUGAAUGGGUUGAACAGUUCAUCCAUGAUUGAGGGAGGAAACUUUGAUGGUGCCAAGGCCUACAAGGAUAGCAAAAUCCGCAACAUGCUUACAUGCAAGAGUUCCACAGACAUUAUCACCAGGAGACCGGAAUUACAUUUGCUUCUCUCUGCCCUGGUUGCAUUGCUUGUUCCGGGAGCAUAUUCCAUUGUUCAGAACCCUUUUCCCUCCGUUCCAGAAGUACACUACCAAGGGUUGGUAAAGGAUUUGCACAGGUGUUUAUUGGAGCUGGAAUAAGGACUUAGCUUCUUUUGAGAACCAGCUGUCAUUAGAAGGCUAGUGAUGUCACAAGCCACGAAAGGUGUGUGAUGUCAUUGAAAAUGGAGAGCAGCUAAGGGCAUAUAACCACAAGGUCAGAAAACAAGAUCAACCAUAAGGGAAGAAAGACCUGGGGGUCUGAUGAGUGUAUUCUAAUAGCUCAUGUUAACAGCUAGUAUAGUCGAGUAAUA